Messenger RNA from Panicum hallii, 1347 nucleotides. RefSeq names its product probable carbohydrate esterase At4g34215. NCBI's taxonomy places the organism in Eukaryota, Viridiplantae, Streptophyta, Magnoliopsida, Poales, Poaceae. Bases 281 to 1012 code for a protein of 243 amino acids. The transcript has 4 exons. The record is from RefSeq and is a predicted model, not a curated record.
UGAUUUGGCACCAAGCAAACCAACGCCAACUCGCAACCGCCAUCAACAUCAAAGCCACUCUCCUCUACCGGCUCUGUGUAAUAACCCGUAGCCACCGGCGAGAUCAAUCCCGAGGCGUGAGCAAUCACAAGGGGAAAUUGGAGAAGGGGAUCUCUGUAAUCUGAGGACUGUUUUAUAGUGUUGGCCUUGGGCUGUGACUCGGCAAAUGGGCUUGACAAUCUUGGGCUUCUCUUGGAUCGUGGAAUCAUGACACACUGCAAUCCGCGGCUUUGCGCCAGUCAUGCGUAUCUUCGUGCUCUCCGGCCAGAGCAACAUGGCCGGCCGCGGCGGCGUGCACCACCGGCGCUGGGACAGCGUGGUGCCGCCGGAGUGCGCGCCGGACCCGUCCAUCCAACGCCUCUCCGCGGCGCUGGACUGGGAGGAAGCCCGGGAGCCGCUCCACGCCGACAUCGACACCACCAAGACCUGCGGCGUCGGGCCCGGGAUGGUCUUCGCCCGCGCCGUUCUCCCGUGCCUGCAGGAGGACACCCCCGGCGAGGGGGCCCGGACCGGGAUCGGGCUCGUGCCGUGCGCCGUCGGCGGGACGGCUAUCCGGGAGUGGGCUCGCGGGGAACGCCUCUACGAGCAGAUGGUGUGCCGGGCGCGCGUCGCGGCCCGGUACGGCGAGAUCGAGGCCGUGCUGUGGUACCAGGGGGAGAGCGACGCGGAGUCCGCCGCCGCAGCGGCGGCGUACUACGGGAAUAUCGAGAGGCUCAUCGCCAAUGUCAGGGCGGAUCUUGGGAUGCCGCAGUUGCCUUUUAUUCAGGUUGCUCUUGCAUCCGGCGAUAAAAGGAACAUCGACAAAGUGAGGAGUGCUCAAUUUAGCGUUAACCUGCCCAAUGUUGUAACUGUCGAUGCCAUGGGUCUUGCGUUGAACGAAGAUAACAUGCAUCUUACCACUGAGUCACAAGUAAAGCUUGGUAACGUGCUUGCAGAAGCCUACAUCAAGAACUUCUUAACAACAACUUGUUAGGUGAAUGCCAUUAGGCUGUUCCCAUCUUCAAUCCACAGUGAAUAUGUUUGACAAAGGCACUGCAGUACAAGACAGCAAGACAAUCAUGUGCUCAAGAUCCUGAUCAAAGAAUAUUCGGGAAUUCACCCUAGAGCCUCAAAACUCAUGUAUUAUGUAUGUGUAUAAUAUUUCAAAUUCAGUUCAUGACGUUUCCCUCCCUAUGUAAAAUAAUUGCUACCCGUUGAGUUUCUACUAGUUCUAUGUUGCGUAGGAAUUUGCUCAAAUUCACGUGGAGCUGAAUUAUUUCUUGCAAAACUGCUUUUUUAAUGCGGAAAUGAGCUGUUAAAUGUCACAAA